This is a messenger RNA of Apis dorsata (giant honeybee), 2200 nucleotides long. RefSeq names its product adenylosuccinate synthetase (gene Adss). The transcript has 6 exons. The record is from RefSeq and is a predicted model, not a curated record. Gene Ontology annotation, biological process: 'de novo' AMP biosynthetic process; IMP metabolic process. Gene Ontology annotation, cellular component: cytoplasm. Gene Ontology annotation, molecular function: adenylosuccinate synthase activity; GTP binding. Lineage: Eukaryota; Metazoa; Arthropoda; Insecta; Hymenoptera; Apidae.
AAGUCAAUCAAGUCUAUGUUUUAGUAGUCGCGCGGUGGUUUUCGAGGUGUAUACAUGCGCGGGUAAUUUGUGCAAUUGCUCGAAAAAUUGCCAAUAUUUUCACAUUCGAAAAUGCAACGUUCCGUUCAACAAGCAAAUGGAGACAGCGUUCUCGCAUCACCAAGGAAGAAACAACGUGUGUCAAAUGCUACAACCAAAGUUACUGUUGUUCUUGGAGCGCAAUGGGGCGAUGAGGGUAAAGGCAAGGUCGUCGAUAUGCUUGCUAUGGAUGCUGACGUCGUCUGCAGGUGUCAGGGAGGAAGCAAUGCCGGGCAUACUGUAGUAGUAGAUGGUGCGGAGUUCCAUUUUCAUCUUCUGCCCAGUGGAAUAAUCAAUCCUAGAUGUACAUCGGUUAUAGGAAAUGGAGUAGUAAUACAUUUACCAGGUCUUUUUGAAGAACUAGAAAGCAAUGAAGCGAAAGGUUUGAAAAAUUGGCGGGAACGAUUAAUAAUCUCCGAUCGUGCACAUAUAGUAUUUGAUUUUCAUCAACAAGUCGAUGGCCUUCAGGAAUUAGAAAAAGGUACACAAUCGCUUGGUACAACCAAGAAAGGAAUUGGCCCAACGUAUUCGAGUAAAGCUGCUAGAAAUGGACUUAGAAUCGGUGAUCUUCUCGGAGAUUUCGACAAAUUUUCGCAAAAAUUUGAUGCACUGGUAACUUCGUAUCAAAAAAUGUUUCCAGCACUUCAAGUUGAUAUGAAUUAUAUUAAAUUAAAAAUCAUCAUUAAAAAAAAACAAUAUUUAGAAAUAAUAUAUUUAUAUUAAUCUAUUUUCAGAUAUGCAGAAAGAAUAAGACCGUUAGUAAAAGAAACCGUUCAGUAUUUGCAUCAAGCAUUACGCGAAGGAAAAAAAGUAUUAAUAGAAGGUGCAAAUGCUGCGAUGUUAGAUAUAGAUUUUGGAACAUAUCCUUAUGUUACGAGUUCUAACUGCAGUAUAGGUGGUGUUUGUACCGGUCUUGGACUACCACCGUCUUAUAUCGGAGAAGUUGUUGGUGUCGUUAAAGCGUACACUACAAGAGUUGGUGAUGGUCCAUUCCCUACAGAACUUUUGAAUGCUACAGGCGAUCUUUUACAAAGGAGAGGACAUGAAAUUGGUGUUACAACAAAUAGAAAAAGACGUUGCGGUUGGCUAGAUUUAACUCUUCUUAAAUUCACUGCAAUGGUUAAUGGAUAUACGUCAAUAUGUCUAACAAAAUUAGACAUUUUAGAUACGCUUCCAAAAAUUCAAAUUGGUGUAGGUUACCGAUUAAAUGGAAAGGAAAUUGAUUAUUUUCCAAGUACUACUUCUGACUUGGUGAAAGUAGAAGUAAUUUAUGAAACUCUCGAUGGUUGGCAAUCGACAACAGAAGGUGUACGUUCUUUAGAAAAAUUACCUCCUAAUGCAAAAAAAUAUAUACAACUAAUAGAAGAACAUCUUGGUGUACCAGUUAAGUGGAUUGGAGUUGGAGCAGGUCGAGAAAGUGUAAUUACGCUUUGACAUUGUUAUGUAGUAGGAUGUUCAUCAUGAGAGAAUGUACUAUUAAAAGAAUCGGAAUAAAAUGAUGGUACCGAUUCAUGUACAAAAUUUAUUCAAACUUGAAGAAUACUUUUAUAAAACAUCACGCAUGCAGACUUCUGAAUAACUAACUAUCCGCCGAAUUUGGAGAUCUAUUUAUAAUCGCGGCAAUCUCACAUGACUAACUCUGUUAGUCACUAGAAUUGAAUCUUGAGCAGCUAGUCAGCUUAAUAAUAUUUACAAUUUAAAAAAUGACUUUUCAACUACCGAAUCAUUGAUGUUUAAUAUUCGCAAUAUCGCGAAAAAAAUUAUUUUCAUAUCUUAUAACUUGCCAAAACUUUGGCAAACAUCGGCAUCUCUGUUUUAUUGUUCGUUCUUGUUUCUGAGAAUAGAGAUGCCAAAAAUAUAUAUGAAAUCUAAUUCCUUUUGGAUACGUAGCACCUCUUUUUCUUAAAGUCUUUUUGACAUUAUUUGUUGUAAUUGUAUCUCCUUGAGCUACAUUUGCUUAUCAAGGAGUAUUGCGUGUUAUAACAAUUUGUGUAGUAGUUGUUACAAGGUUUGCACAAAUGUCUUAAUUGUAAGAAUUGUAACAAUUUAUACGCUCCAAUUUUGUAGAUAAAAUAUGACAUAGUACUUAGAUCUAAAGCAUAAAAUAAAUAAUUUAAAAAUA